This is a messenger RNA of Manduca sexta (tobacco hornworm), 4277 nucleotides long. RefSeq names its product ubiquitin carboxyl-terminal hydrolase 16 (gene Usp16-45). Gene Ontology annotation, biological process: protein deubiquitination. Lineage: Eukaryota; Metazoa; Arthropoda; Insecta; Lepidoptera; Sphingidae. The record is from RefSeq and is a predicted model, not a curated record. Gene Ontology annotation, molecular function: zinc ion binding; cysteine-type deubiquitinase activity.
AAGAUAUUGGUCCUUAGUCGAUGAUUAUUUCUUUUUUUAUUGUUAAGGCAAGCACUACGUACUUGUAAUGUUGGUAACAUUGUUAAUAAAGAUGUCGGACGACAGUGGAAUACUUUUCUGACAAAAUUCUAAGGAAAUUGAAUUUUAUUGUUUAACGUGACUAUCUAAACUCAGUUUAAUUUCAGCGUAUGUAAUUACAGUUGUGAACACACAACACAAUGGUUAAGAAAAAGAGACAGAGCGAUCCGGGGGAGAACGGGGACGAAUCGACGGAGUCGUGCGAGGAGAACGUCAAGUCCGCAUGUCCUCACGUCGCUAAGGCGGUGGACCUCACCCGCCUCAAGAAGUCGCUUAAGGCGGGCGGCUUCGAUAAGGAGUGCGCUGAGUGCAAAAAAACAGCCAAAAGCGAAGUUUCCGACCCGGAUUUCGAGGAAGACCUGUCUCUAUGGAUGUGUUUACGUUGUGGCUCGCAGCUGUGCGGGCGAACGCGUAACAAACAUGCGCUAAACCACUUCAACACGCCGCACUCUGACUGCCACGCGCUCACCGCGAACACUACCACUUGGGAGGUGUACUGUUACAAUUGCAACAAUGAAGUGACAGCCUCCACCGCCAAGAAACUCCACGAGUGCGUCGAGUACUUGAGGAAGCAGGCCAUGGCGGGCGGCAACUCCAAGGCGUCACCACCUAUCGAGUUACCAUACAACCAGAUAAAGGAUACCCCAAUAAUAGAAAAUUUCACAAAAGAUAUUGUAAAGGGAAAAGAUAAAGCCAUGUUGAAUCUUCCUCGAGUAAGAGGAUUGUCAAAUCUUGGCAACACAUGUUUCUUUAAUUCUGUGAUGCAGUGCUUGGUCCAAACUCCAUAUUUAUUGCAAGUGUUGCAAGAGAUGGCCUCUCCGGGAGAGAGGUUUACAUUACCAGGAGGCAAGCUGAAGCUAAGGAAUAAUGGAGAUGAUGGGAAGGAAGUGGAUUUGCCUCCCAUUACAGGACAAUUGGGAGAGUGGGGCACGCUUACACGCACCCUAGCUGAGACUUUGGAGGAGCUACAAGCAGGCGAAGGUGGCGUGUACACACCGCGCAAGCUGCUGUCGUCGUUAGUAAACAAGCUGCCGCAGUUUGGCGGCGGCGACCAGCACGACGCGCACGAGCUGCUGCGGCACCUGCUCGAAGCUGUCAGAUCUGAAGAUCUUCGCCGCUACCAGUCGGUGAUCCUGAACAGCCUGGGCAUGAGCUCGAAAGUAGACCCGGCCAAGGUGGACGGAGAAGUAAAGCAGAAGGUGAAGUUCUACGGACAGCAGGCUUCAGACACGAUGCUUAGACCAGAACAGGUGUUCAGAGGUUUCCUCGUAUCAACGCUGGAGUGUCAAGACUGCUUGCAUCAGUCAGACCGCGCGGAGUACUUCCUCGACUUGUCCCUGCCGGUCGCCGCCAGCAGGCCGCAGCCACCAGCUAUCGUGCGAAGGAAAACACCUAACGAAGACAAUAUGUACAAUACACAAGAGGAGAACAAACCUUCGAAACAUCAACUCAAGAAGGAACGGAUGGCCGCCAGGAAGGCCGCGCGCAAAAACAAAGGUAACUCGACGAGUAAAGACGAGAACGGCGCGGAGGCCAACGGUCCCAAGGAGGACGGUAAGUCGUCCUCCGAGCAGUCCGACGCUGAUGUGGAAGACAACCUCGAGGACAUGCCUCGCGCGGCCGACACUCACACCGUGUCCGUGGGCACGCAGGCCAUCGCGCACACUGCUGCCAACUUCGCCGCCUACCACAUGGAGUCCGGCUACAACUCCGAGAAGGUGAUAAGCUCCGACUCCAUCAGGACGAGUCCGGUCGACCUGGACAAAGAGAAGGCGGAUAACACCCCGGAAAAUGCGGAUAAGGAUAAAGUAGAAUUUGGAACGUCGACGACGGCGAUACCGCUUGAGUACAAGCCUCUAAUACCACUCGAGAAUUUGUCCAAUCCAGAUUCAGGAGUCGCCAGUCCAGAGGCCACCAAACAUAACUCUACAGAAACCGUGGAUAAUGUGGACUCACCGACCAAUGGCAAAGAAUUGGGCAGUCAUAGUUCGCUAUCUAGUGAAAUAAACCUAGAUCUGUCAAGUCCCCAACAUAACAAGCUGUCUCCAGUCAAAACUGAGUUUGAAAGGCCUGUUUCGAGGAUAUCUUUCGUCCCUGAAUACUCCAAUGAAGUGGUGUCACGAGGUAUAAGCGUGCAGGGAUGUAGGAAUCUUCUGGAGCACAGUGGAGAGAGCAGUUACGAGUCUUUGCCGGAGAGCAAGGCGAUCAACGACUUGAACAACCAUUUGGACAAGCUGAAGCUGUAUAAUGUAGACGACCCGAAGACCACGAAGCCACUACCGUCACCUUUAGCUGCAGAGAGUAUUAUUCCCGACCCCGGCUCCCCGCCCGUGCCGCGGCCGAAAGUCAAUAACGUAGAAGCAGAAAAACAAAGAGACUUCCUGCCGUACACGCGACAGAGCCCGCUCUCUCCACGAUACAUCUGCGACGAAGACGAAUGCAGCAUCCAGUCGUGUCUCAGUCAGUUCACAGCUCUAGAAUUGCUCACUGGUAACAACAAAGUUGGAUGUGAAACUUGUACUGAACGAAUAAACGGUAAAGAUGGAAAGACAGUGUACACCAACGCAACCAAACGUUUCCUGGUAUCUAGUCCACCCGCCAUCCUGAUUCUGCAUUUGAAGAGGUUCCAGAUCGGACCGCGGUGCAUGUUCAGGAAGAUGUCGAAGCACGUCGACUUCCCGACAAUUCUUGACUUGGCACCGUUCUGCGCUAUGGAUAAAGUGAGGAAGCUGCCCAAUGUGAACCGUGGUCAAAACGAGUUACUGUACUCUCUAUACGGAGUCGUGGAGCACUCGGGGGGCAUGCACGGCGGCCACUACGUGGCGUAUGUGAAGGUGCGACAGCCGGUCAAAGCCGGUGAUCCCAAAUGGUGGUUCUUGCCAAAGAGCGCUAACACGAUGCCAAACAACGCCGGCAGCGGCGACGCCGACGCGGACUCCGAAUCGGACCUCUCGGGCUACGAGUCUGGCGAGGGACCCACGUCGGCCGCCGAGCCACCCUCCGGCAAGUGGUACUACGUCUCGGACAGCAUGGUGUCUGAGGUCACAGAGGAGAAAGUGCUCAGGGCACAAGCGUAUCUUCUGUUCUACGAAAGAAUUUUAUAAACGGUUUCCUAUGAGUAAUGGAUGGGAUGAGAUGAAGGCGUACAGAGUUUUACUGCGGACUGACUGCUUAUCGGGUGCUAGAAUCAUUAGACAAAAAUAGUAUACGGUUGACGGUUGUUUGAAACAAUACAUUAGAUUAUCAUUUCACCCACAUAUAAACAGUAAAACGCUGAAAUUUGCCUUCAGUCUCAGCUGAUUGAACGGAGUGGCCUAAUGUUUGGGUUGGCAUUUAAGUGGAAGACUGAAGCUUGUAGGGCCGGUUUAUACGUGGUAGAAGUGCAUGCAUAUUGUUUUAACCGCUGUAAAUAGCUUGAAGUAAUACCGGCUUUAUUUCGUUCCGUCAACGCGGAUUGAUCCAAAUUUGACAAUUUAACUGUACUGCCAAGAACGGUACAAUAUCCAGACAAUUACACAUUAUUGACGUGAUGUAUAGAGGCAAUAUAUAAGCAAGACCGAGUCAUUAUAGCUAUGUAUUACGUGUGAACAGGAAUUGAUAUUCGUAAUAAACAGUUAUGCGAUUGAUGUUAUAAAAUAUGACACGCUACCAAUAUUAAAAUAGGGGCGGUCUAACUUCAAUUGCAUAGAUUUUCCUAAGAACUUAACUUUUGAUUUACAGUGAGUGCAUAAUCUGAAACGUACCAUGACGUUCGGCAAUAUUUUUGCCAAGGAUACGUUGUAUAACCUCCGCUAUUUCUGUUCAAAUAAAGUCCAAAUUAAACUGGCAUUCUAUUAAUCUACACCUAAAGAAUGCUCGUUCGUUAUAGACGAGCCGCUACCAUUAAUACCAAAAGAAUAAUUAUGUAUUUACAACUCAAAUAAGAAUAAAUGAAUCAUGCGUUGGAACGUAUAAAUUAUGUUUACUUUGAAUUAUUUUUAUUUACUUGUGUGUAAAUCGUUGGCACACUAGUAUUCAUAUUUAAUUUAGAAUAUGCGAAAGGUACACAAUUUUAUUUUAGAAAUCAAAUAAUGCUUCGUAGCUCGUACGCAUUACGUUAUAAAAUACGAUAGUCGGAUUUAAUAAAAGACAAUUGUCUCUUAUGCUGCUAUCCGCAUAGUGUUUACGAGUUGUUAAGCACUCAAUCAUCUAAUUAAAAA